UGGGAGGGGGGGGUGUUGUAAAUUAAAGUAUACGUAGGUGAGCCUCGCAUCAGUUCGUUUUUUUUCGGAGUAACGUUACCUACCGGGCUUCCUCAAAUCGGGCCACUGCUAGAGGGAACAAGAUGGGAUGCUUCUAUUCGAAGAAAUCCAAAAGAAAGUCGGGGGAGAAAGAAGAGCAUACGUCGACUGGCGAAACUAGUAACGCGGUUCCCCUUGGCAACAACACCGACGAAGCACCGAAGCAGUACAGCUGGGAUAAAAGAGAGAAGGUUGACCUGAGUCACUACACGCUCAAAGAGCUCAAAGAUGUCACAGUGGGCCGUCUGCCCGGCACAUUAAACGGGGAACAGUUUGUCAUCCAAGAGUGCGAGAACUGCAACAUCUUUGUGCUGGAUCACUCUGCGACCAUCACCAUCGACGACUGCGUCAACUGCCGCAUUGUGCUGGGACCUGUUAAGGGAAGUGUCUUUUUCAGGGACUGCAAAGACAUCAAGUGUGUGGUGGCCUGUCAGCAGUUUCGCACGAGGGACUGUCAAAAGAUGGACGUGUUCCUCUGCUGCGCCACCCAGCCCAUCAUCGAGUCCUCCACAGGAAUGAAAUUCGGCUGCUUUCAGUACUUCUACCCCGAACUGGCCUUUCACUUUAAGGACGCGGGGCUGAGCAUAUUCAACAACAACUGGAGCAACAUCCACGACUUCACGCCGGUGUCGGGGGAGAACAACUGGAGCCUACUGCCGGAGGCAUCUUCCGUUCUGGAUUUUGUUCCAACCCCAGAUCCCGAGUCCGACUUUAAGUCUGUCCGGAUCUCCGCCGACCCCUCUCGGAGCAUUGUCCCCCUGACCAAGGGAGGGAGGAGGAAGGAGAGUGAGGAGUCCUGUCUCUUUCUGUUCUUUGCUGGCGAAUACACCACUGCAAAUGCCCGCAAACUGAUAGAUGAGGCGGUAGCUAAAGGUUUUGUUCUGAUCCAGACAAAGGAGGUCCUGAUGCGGCCUGAAGAUGUGAAGAGGGUCUUCCAGAACAGUGAAGAUGAUCUGGUGGAGUGGAUCACCAAAGGUCCUGUUGUUGCUCUCGAGCUGAACGGUGACGGAGUGGUGGAGGCCUGCAGGAACAUCGCCAAUGAGGUGUUCAGUGCCACCAAGGUUUUUGUUUCUGACAACAAAAAUACUUCAACUCGAGAUGUGGACAACUUCUUCAACUUUGCCGACAUGCAGAUGGGAUUUUAAACGGUUGGCCUUCAGGGACAUCCGUCGCGCUACCUGAGAUUAUUCCACCGUGUCCGCUCAGCUCAGCUGCUGUAAAAUAGUUCAGACUGGAAAAUGGGCGUGUUUGAUCAAAUCCACCAAAUCCAUUUCAACAUCCACGAGUGCAGAGAGGUAGAGCAGUCUCUGCUAAUGGGUAAUGUCUGCUGACGUCCUCUCUCGUCCACCACCAAACCCCUGACAUGUUCUGAACUGCUGUUUCAUAAGCCACCUGCAGUUCAGUUCAUUUAGAGACGAGGACCAGAUCUACUUGAACUAAAACGGAACAAAAGAAUGGGGAAGAAGGAGCUGGCUAUAUAAAACUAUUUUUAGAUUAAGUGCAUUACAACUCCAGUUUCCUCUUUAUUAUCUAAGAGAAAUGGCAUCCUGUGUGGUUUCCUUCUGCAAGUCUCAUCAUUUUUAUAGGGUUGGUGUCUUCAGUGCCAUUCUUUUUCUUUCUUUUAACUCAAACCAGUCUGGCCACCUUCCCUCGAAUGUCAGAGACACCUUUGACCCCUGAAGCAGCUCUGGCUUUUCUUAUGAAAACAUUUUCUGAAUUACACAAACUAAAUCGUGCGACAGGUAAUAAAUCCUUUAGACUGCGUUUUUUCCUCAUUUUGAUGCUCAGUUCUGUGCAUAACGUGUAUCUAAUGUUGCUCUCAGCUUGUUCUUCUCAACAGGAGGGCUGAGAUUGGACAAAAUACUGUGGUAAAUGACUAACUUUAGCCAAAUGCCAGUCAAGAGAGUCAUCUAAAAGAGUCUCUGACUCACAUUUAUUUCCUCUUUUUUUGUUAAAACUCAACCAUCACUUAAAUAUACUACCAUUACAAUCAGAGGCAAUGAUAAAUAUGACUUUAGCAAACAUGCAUUUAUUAAAUCUGUGAUAUGAAAUUGUACUUAUCUGGAUUCAGGAGGAGUAUUUUACAUGUGGAAACAUAAAGGGAGUUUUUUUGUUGUUGUUGUUCUACAUUAUCAGCAAUCACAUUAUAUAUAUAUUCAUCAAAACAAAAGUUUUCUGUCUAGACCGUCAAUCAUGGUAUGUACACUUUGAAUCUUAGCUGCAAACAUUACUGUGAAUGGUUAUUUCUUCUAAAAGGAUUUGAUUUUUUCUGUUGGUGUUCAUUGAAACUCUGCUGUAAUUUAGUUUUUUAAUUCCUAAACAUUCCUGCCUAAAGACAAAUGAAAUGGAAAAAAAAACACACAUAGCACAUGGAUAAAACAAUGAAGGCAGAGAUGAGUUUUGGACGAGCUGUGAUUUCUGUACACAUAUCUCUAAAUACUUUCAUAUUUGUCUUUUCUUAACUUGUAGUUGUUUUUUUUUUUUUAAUUCUUUUUUGGAUAAAUGAACUUUUGUGGCAUUAUGUUGUGCAUAUUUGAAACUUGCUGUAUAGAUGAUUUGAUAAGCCAAAUCAAGAAUGUUUGAAUGUUUCCUUUUAGCAAAAGGAGCCUGUGAUUAUUUUUAAAAUGUUUCUUUUAUACUUUGUUUUUCUUUUUUUGUAUAAAAAUGUAACAUCCAUUGUUUUGUACAAGUUCAUGUGUUUUACGCUGUUAUAAAUAGAGAAACCAAAUGAAAACAUCAA
Oryzias latipes (Japanese medaka) is the source of this 2818-nucleotide messenger RNA. It is a transcript of the gene rp2, whose product is annotated as RP2 activator of ARL3 GTPase. Gene Ontology annotation, molecular function: GTPase activator activity. Gene Ontology annotation, biological process: post-Golgi vesicle-mediated transport. NCBI's taxonomy places the organism in Eukaryota, Metazoa, Chordata, Actinopteri, Beloniformes, Adrianichthyidae. Gene Ontology annotation, cellular component: periciliary membrane compartment; cilium. The record is from RefSeq and is a predicted model, not a curated record.